GAGUUUUGAUAGCUGAGUAUAGAUAUUAAAAUAAGGCAGCAAAUAAUGAUUGUUCUUAAGAUGCUAAUGAAAUUAAUAUUAACUGCUGUUCUUUUGACUACAGUAAAUGGUUUUAAAAUGCCUUCAAGUUCAAGCAACGUAGGUACGGGAGAACACUUUCAACCUUGUCAAAAAUGGAUUAAAUGUAAAGCAGAGGAUAAAGCCGCACUUGAUGAGUUUGUUGGAUGCAUAAAUAUGAUACCAGAUGAGAAAAUGAAGAAGUUUAUAAAAGUACUGUCAAAUUAUGCCAAAAAAGAAGAAUGGUCAGACGCAGAAGCAGCAUACAAGGAUUACUGUACCUGGGAUAAUGAACAACAGAAUCUUCAAUUUAUCGAACUUUUACACGUAUUUGUAGAGGACUACUCAGAAACCUGUGCUGAUUUUUUCCAAGCUAUUACAUGCACAAAACUGACACAGGCGAAUGCAUGCUUUAUAGAUGUGUUAAACAGAGUUCACGCUGAAGGAAAAUGCUGAUGUCUCAAAUACUAACAUCGAACUAAGAUGUUUCUCAGUUAUGUAAACCUUGGCCUUCAACCUUUCUACUAUUAAAAUGGUUUAUAACUGUUUAUUUUUGAAAAAAAAAAAAUACAAUCUCAAUAAAUUCUCGCAACAAA
This is a messenger RNA of Parasteatoda tepidariorum (common house spider), 653 nucleotides long. Lineage: Eukaryota; Metazoa; Arthropoda; Arachnida; Araneae; Theridiidae. The record is from RefSeq and is a predicted model, not a curated record.